Messenger RNA from Theobroma cacao (cacao), 3635 nucleotides. RefSeq names its product cellulose synthase A catalytic subunit 5 [UDP-forming]-like. Gene Ontology annotation, biological process: cellulose biosynthetic process. NCBI's taxonomy places the organism in Eukaryota, Viridiplantae, Streptophyta, Magnoliopsida, Malvales, Malvaceae. The record is from RefSeq and is a predicted model, not a curated record. Gene Ontology annotation, molecular function: cellulose synthase (UDP-forming) activity. Gene Ontology annotation, cellular component: membrane.
AUGGAUACCAAGGGAAGACUUGUUGCUGGUUCUCAUAACAGGAAUGAGUUUGUUCUCAUCAAUGCUGAUGAGAUUGCAAGAGUGACAUCUGUUAAAGAGUUAAGCGGGCAGAUUUGCCAGAUCUGUGGAGAUGAGAUAGAAAUUUCAGUUGAUGGGGAACCAUUUGUUGCCUGCAAUGAGUGUGCAUUCCCAGUAUGCAGACCUUGCUAUGAAUAUGAAAGAAGAGAGGGUAAUCAAGCAUGCCCUCAAUGUAAAACCAGAUACAAGCGCAUUAAAGGUUGCCCCCGUGUGGAAGGGGAUGAGGAGGAGGAUGGUGCUGAUGAUUUGGAGAAUGAGUUCGAUAUUGCAAACCAUGAUAGGAGAGACCCUCACCAUAUUGCUGCUGCCAUGCUUUCUGCUCGACUAAAUAUCAGUCGUGGUUCCCAACCUCAUGUUUCGGGGAUAAGCACCCCGGCAGAGCUGGAUGCCGCUUCUGUUGCUUCAGAGAUCCCUCUCCUGACAUAUGGCCAAGAGGAUGUUGGGAUUUCCUCCGAUAAGCAUGCACUUAUCAUUCCUCCCUUUAUGAGUCGUGGAAAACGUGUCCAUCCAAUGCCAAUUCCUGAUCCUUCCAUGACUUUGCCACCCAGACCAAUGGAUCCUAAGAAAGAUUUGGCAGUGUAUGGGUAUGGAACUGUUGCAUGGAAGGAACGAAUGGAGGAAUGGAAGAAAAAACAGAAUGAGAAACUCCAGGUGGUUAAGCAUGAAGGAAUUAAUGGUGAUGAGUUUGAGGAUCCUGAUUUGCCAAUGAUGGAUGAAGGCAGGCAGCCACUUUCAAGGAAACUACCAAUCCCUUCUAGCAAGAUAAACCCAUACAGAUUAAUAAUCCUGCUGCGACUUGCGAUCCUUGGGUUAUUUUUGCACUAUAGAAUUCUGCAUCCUGUGAAUGAUGCUUAUGUGCUCUGGCUUAUUUCAGUCAUCUGUGAAAUAUGGUUUGCUGUAUCAUGGAUACUGGAUCAGUUCCCAAAAUGGUACCCAAUUGAACGUGAAACAUACCUUGAUCGAUUAUCAUUGAGGUAUGAGAAGGAAGGGAAGCCAUCUGAGCUAGCUUCUGUAGACAUAUUUGUGAGUACUGUUGAUCCAAUGAAAGAGCCACCACUUAUCACUGCAAAUACAGUUCUGUCUAUCCUUUCUGUAGAUUAUCCAGUUGAUAAAGUAGCCUGCUAUGUCUCUGAUGAUGGGGCUGCCAUGCUUACUUUUGAGGCACUCUCUGAGACAUCUGAAUUUGCAAGAAAGUGGGUACCAUUUUGUAAGAAAUUCACCAUUGAACCUCGGGCUCCAGAAUGGUAUUUUGCUCAGAAAGUUGACUAUUUGAGAGAUAAAGUAGAUCCAACAUUCAUUAGGGAACGCCGUGCCAUGAAGAGGGAAUAUGAAGAGUUCAAAGUUCGAAUAAAUGGCUUGGUUGCCAUGGCACAAAAGGUUCCAGAGGAGGGUUGGACAAUGCAGGAUGGGACUCCAUGGCCAGGAAACAAUGUCAGGGAUCAUCCUGGAAUGAUCCAGGUUUUCCUUGGUCAUGAUGGUGUUCGUGAUAUUGAAGGUAAUGAAUUACCUCGUCUAAUAUAUGUUUCUCGUGAAAAGAGACCAGGAUUUGAUCACCACAAAAAGGCUGGGGCCAUGAAUGCUUUGGUGCGCGUUUCUGCUAUCAUCUCCAAUGCUCCUUUCCUGCUGAAUGUUGAUUGUGAUCACUAUAUAAACAACAGCAAGGCUCUUCGUGAAGCUAUGUGCUUCAUGAUGGACCCUAUUUCAGGAAAGAAAAUCUGCUAUGUCCAAUUUCCUCAAAGAUUCGAUGGCAUUGAUCGUCAUGAUAGAUACUCAAAUCGCAAUGUUGUAUUUUUUGAUAUCAACAUGAAAGGACUCGAUGGAAUUCAAGGACCUAUUUAUGUUGGAACUGGAUGCGUCUUCAGGAGGCAGGCACUUUAUGGGUAUGAUGCCCCAGUCAAGAAAAAGCCUCCAAGAAAGACAUGUAAUUGUUUGCCAAAAUGGUGCUGCUGCUGCUGUUGCCGAUCUAAAAAGAGAAAUAGGAAAGCAAAGUCCAAUGAUAAGAAGAAAAAUAACAAGGAGGUUUCAAAGCAGAUACAUGCUCUAGAAAAUAUUGAGGAGGGAAUUGAAGGUAUAGACAAUGAAAAGUCAUCCCUCAUGCCACAAAUCAAAUUUGAGAAGAAAUUUGGGCAAUCACCAGUUUUCAUUGCUUCAACACUUAUGGAGGAUGGAGGAGUUCCAAAAGGAGCAACUACUGCAUCACUCUUGAAAGAAGCCAUCCAUGUCAUCAGUUGUGGUUAUGAAGAUAAGUCAGAUUGGGGGAAAGAAGUUGGGUGGAUAUAUGGCUCUGUUACAGAGGAUAUAUUAACAGGCUUCAAGAUGCACUGCCAUGGCUGGCGAUCAGUAUAUUGCAUUCCCAAAAGGCCUGCAUUUAAGGGUUCAGCUCCUAUUAACCUCUCAGAUCGUCUACACCAGGUUCUACGGUGGGCUCUGGGAUCUGUUGAAAUUUUCUUGAGCAGGCAUUGCCCUAUAUGGUAUGGGUAUGGCUGUGGAUUAAAAUCCUUGGAGCGCUUUUCUUACAUAGCCUCAGUUGUGUACCCUUUGACAUCAAUUCCACUGCUCAUUUAUUGCACCUUGCCAGCUGUCUGUCUCCUUACUGGAAAGUUUAUUGUCCCUGAGAUUAGCAAUUAUGCCAGUAUCCUUUUCAUGUCCCUCUUCGUAGUCAUAGCUGUGACCAGUAUCCUCGAAAUGCAGUGGGGAGGUGUUGGAAUACAUGACUGGUGGAGAAAUGAGCAGUUCUGGGUGAUUGGUGGUGUCUCAUCACACCUAUUUGCUCUGUUUCAGGGUCUGCUGAAGGUUUUAGCAGGUGUUAACACAAACUUCAUGGUCACCUCAAAAGGAGGAGAUGAUGGAGAAUUUUCCGAGCUGUACAUAUUCAAGUGGACAUCAUUACUGAUUCCUCCCAUGACGUUGUUGUUGAUCAACAUAAUUGGAGUCAUAGUUGGGAUUUCAGAUGCCAUCUCCAAUGGAUAUGACUCAUGGGGGCCUCUAUUUGGUAGACUGUUCUUUGCGUUCUGGGUCAUUGUUCAUCUUUACCCGUUCCUCAAGGGGUUGAUGGGGAAACAAGAGAGGCUUCCCACCAUCAUCGUGGUUUGGUCAAUACUUUUAGCUUCGAUCUUCUCUCUUUUGUGGGCUCGGGUCAACCCAUUUACAUCAAAAGGAGGUAUUGUUUUAGAAGUGUGCGGGUUGAACUGUGACUAAAAAUACUGAAAAAGAUGGAUGUGUUUCGUGAAGAAAGGCUGUCUGAAAACUGCAUAAAAAUCGGCUGCGUUUUUUGUCAAAAGAUGAAGGCAUCCCUUAAUGCCACACGGUUGCAUGGUGUUUGUAGAUACAUAGAACUGGGAUCCAACAAUUGUUCUGUUGAAUUUUCAUUGAUUCUUUACAUACAUGUGGAUUUUGUGGGUUAGAAAGGGGUUGAAUUUUCAUAAAAAGUCCUUGUAAUCUCCAGAGAAGAGAAAACAGUUUUAGUUUUAUCCAUAAUAUGUACAUUCCCUUCUCAAUAAGGGACUUCACAUGAAUUCCAUGGAAUUUGUCUGCUCCAAAACUUGGAUUGGGAUUUG